UGUAACAGUUGUUAUUUUAAGUGAUCAUUAUAACUUGUAUUACAGAUAUCAGUCGUGUGGCGCGGGAGGUGAGCGAUGCGGGUGGUGUGCGGGUGCGCAGCGCUGGUGCUGGCGCUCGCGCUGGGCCGCGCGGGGGCGGCGCCGGCCGAGCCGCGCGCGACCCCCGCCACCGCCUCCGCCGCGACCCUCUGCGACCUGCUCGUGCUGAGAAACAAGCCGCCCAUGCCUGCCAACCUACGUGAGCAUGAAGCAACAGUGGUCCACACUGCACGCGCCCUCGCCGAGCUGGUGGAGCAGGGCGCUGCCAACGAAACCCGCGCCGCCGUGCUCGCCCGCGCCGCCUGCCGCACGCCCCUCUCCCCGCCCCCCGCCGCCGUCGCUCUCGGAGUCCCGCAGUUACACCUCGGCGUCCUUUACAUCGCAGAACCGCCACGCCUUAUUGUCUUCCAACAAAACAGCUCCGUCACAUUAAGACAAUUCUGGAGGACGUUAGCGUCAGCGUGGAAUGCUAGUUCAGUGCUGUGGUCGAAUGCGUGGUUUUCUUGUGAUGCCGACGACUGGGGCUGGUGGGGGGGCGCGGCGGCGGCGCGGGGGGUGGGGGCGGCGCGGGCGGCGGCGGCCAUCUUCCGCCGGUUGCCAGCGUUGCCCUGCGAGGACAGCAUGCACGAGUGGCUGGGUGGGCCGCCGCUGUGCGACCAUGCCACAACAGACUGCGAAGCUUUACCAACUCUUGAACCUGGAGAAAAAAGACUGGAGUACCGGUGCAAAUGCCGAGCCGAGCACUGGCACGUGGGCGGGUCGGGCUGGCUGAGCGGCACCAUCCUCUCCGCGGACGACUCGGGCGGGCUGGCGUGCACCCCUUGCGGGGUAGACAGCAACGCGGCCGCCUGCCUCGCCGACGUGUACCGCGCCGCGCUGCUGGCCGCCAAUCUCGCGGGGAUGCUCAUCUGUGUCGUUAUAGGACUCAUCAUUUUUAAGAAGAGGAAGUGUAAAGCGGUGGCAAUGGGCAUGUGGACUGUAUUGGAGGUGGUGUUACUCGGCGCCUUGUUGAUGUACGCGUCGGCAGCAUCGCAGUAUAUCUCAGUGGCUCAGUGGCGCUGCAUAGCAGGGGCGUGGCUUCGAGAACUCGGAUUCGUGGCGUGCUACGGCUCGGUGGUGCUGCGGUUGUGGGUUCUCCUGGCUGAAUUCCGAACCAGGAAAGCUCAUCGGUGGACGCCCAGGGACUCGGAGGUCCUCAGAGUUGUGGGAGCUAUGAUAUCCGGCGCGGCGUGCUACCUAGCUGCGUUUACGGCGACGGCAGCGUGCGACGAGGACGGCGGCGAGAGCUGCGCGCGCGCCGCCUGGCACCACGUCACCGCGGCAGCAGAGCUGCUGCUGCUGGCGGCUGGGGCUAGGAUAGCGUAUGCGGCGAGGAACGCUAAUGUGCCAUUCCAGGAGCGUGGAUGGCUGGCUACAGCGCUGGCGUGCGAGGCCGUGUGCGGCGUGGCGUGGCGCUGCGCGGCCCUUGCCGGCGCGGCGCCCGAGCGAUCCCCGCUCGCGGCGGCGGCGCGUGCGCAACUCUCUGCGGGUGCGGCUCUAGCUUGUGUGUUAGCGCCGAGAUUGUGGCACGGGUAUAGAGCGAGAUCGCUUGCACAAGAAGUAUCGAGACGGGGUCCAGCUGAGGGCUUCGGCGUGGAGGGUGAAGAGGAGCCGACCUCAGAGGAAGUGAGAGCAGAAUUGAAGAGGUUGUACGUCCAGCUGGAGAUACUGAGAAACAAGACGCUACGACGCGACAACCCACACAUUAGCAAGCGACGGGGCGGAAGGAAACCUCCGCACAGGCGGUUCUCCUUACAGAAAAAGGGCAGCCGAGAGAAGGCACUGCAAGCGCGUCGUGGCGGGAAAGGUAAAAGUGGUGGCAGCGCUAGCGUGGUGGAAGCCAGCGAGGCGGGAGACGUGUCUCGGACUCCUGAAGACUCUGUCUGCUCCAACGAGGGCCCUUCCCACUACACCGAUGGAGACACGCAGGCGUGAUCCACCUCUUCUGGGGACAUCCACGACGUCCAUUUGUAGUUAUGGUGUCAUCGUCUCAACCUUUAAAAGGACAAAGAACCCCUUUGUAAAAGGAGUAAGUUAGACAAUUCUGUUGAAAUAUAGGUGGUCCGACGACUUUGGUAAAGUUUCGGGAAAUACAGUGUAUGCAGGCGUUUUCCAACAGUUUAGAUGAAAAUCUUUGCGUAUUGAAAUUAGCCGUUAGAAGUCCUCGGAAGGACAUAGGACACCUUUGGAAGAGCAGUUAAUUUGAAAAUGGAUUUGAUGGUUACGUGAAGACGGUGUUUAUAGGUAUCAACCUCCAACCGAUCAAGAUGGAAAUCUUUACAUAACCCAAUGCUGUGAAUUGCUUCGAAAUUCUGUCUACUCCACUACAGCGAUUAAAUACGUAGACGUUAUUCAAUUCAUUGGUUCACUUUUAGAUGGCGAUGAAAGCUCGAGCCAUCUAAAGCUCUUCACAUUGCAUGAUGUAUGGCAAAGUUUCAAAGAUUAUCUAGAAGCCCAAGUACCAAUUGCUCAGUUUUGAAGUUGUAUCAUAUAAAUAAAAGUACUCGUAUUUACUCAUACCUAAUAUCAUAUUGGUUCCCUGGUCCCUCCCUCGUGACUUAUCUGAUCAGUAAUGGAAUUUAUAGAAGUUAUGUAAAGUUUCGUAAUGCUUGCCGUCAUUUUGUAAAAAUAUGUUUAAGUGAUUUAGAAAUAUGGUUUUUAGAUAUAAUAUAAUAAUACUUUUGGAUACAAUAGUAGACAUACAGACAGUACCUGUUCAAAUUUAUCAACACUCAACGUGAAUUAUCAUAUACCCCAUAAAUAUAACUGCGCACAAACAUAUGUUUAGCAAUGGUAAAAUAUGUUGUUGUUAUAAUCCUUGAUAAUAAUUAACCAACUAGUCAGUAUAUGUACAAAAGUUUCAUAAUAUUUGAGACACACAAAAGUGUAAAGUAGGUGACUACGGUAAAAUUAAAUAAGUAUAAUUUGUCUUUUAUAUUUUUAUCCAAAGUUUAUAAACGUUGGUGGUGCUUUUUAGACGGCAGAUUUAUAAUGUGAACGAAUUUUGGAUUGUUAUCCCAAAUUCGAGCAGUCGUGCAAAUUUAAAAUUAAUACAGGAAUUAGGUAUCGGUUUUUCUUUUCACUUAUAUUUCUUUGUUAUCAAAGCAGUCACUUCAGUACUUAGUUUAUUUAAACAUCUUAAUAUAAUUUAAAACGAAUCGUUUCAGUUUAGGACCUGUUUUAAAAAAAAAUGUGUUGCUAUUAGACUCGUAUCCAAAAAAUGUUAUCCAUUAUAAACGUGCCCUAGUAGUCCUAAUAAUGUUAAUAGAUUGAAUAGGUUUGUAAUUUUUAUAAUAAUAUUUAGACAUUAUGGUUAUAUAACUAUAUCAUGUGAUUUGUGUUUACAAUUUGUCGCUAGUCAUCAAUGUAAGUAAUGUACAGUUGGUUUGGAAUGAAAGUAAGUACAAUAAUUUUAUUAUUAUCUGUUUAGACAAUAGCGGUGAUAUUUUAUACCCGUAGAUUUUUGGUAGGUGAGUACUGUGAAAAAUAUGAUGUUGGUGUUAAAAUACUACCAGAUAUGUUAUUUAAUGUGUCUAGGGAUUACUCUUUUAUGCAGUUCACGAAAUACAUAGAUAUAGAUUCCCGAUUUUUAUUUGAUAGCCUUCAAAAUUUUGGUUUGCAAAUUUUUGCGGACCCUGAAUAAUCCCGGUUUUUUUGCUCGUCUGCUUUCCUUGAAUAUAAUGAUUUGAUUACGCUUUGUGUAUUCUAAGCAAAAUAAGUGUAUAGGUCUUUUUUGGUUAAUUAAUUGAACAAUGUAAUAGCAUUUUAAAUAAUAUUGACUGAUACAGUUAAGAGCGAUUGUCUUUUACGUACCUACGUAAAAAAGUUAAUUCCGAAAAUAUUUGCUUUAUUAUUAAUUUCAAUGCAUACGAAUCAAAUUUUAUACAAGUUAUACAAAAACUAGUUUUUUUUUAUUACGAUCACGUCUUGAUUAUAUAAUUAAAUAACCCGAAUUAAAAACCUCCUUUUGGGAAUUCGGUUAACUAGCAGUCGUUUGCUUUUUCUAAGGAUCUUUGUAUAAAAAGUACGGAAAAACGGCUGUUGUUUUUGCAUUAAUAUUAUUAGUAUGGAUGUUGUUUUUGAUGUUUUGAUAUAUUUACCGAAUAAAACGGGUAUUAAAGAAAGACUUGUAAAUAUUAGAGCCGAAGGUUUUGCAUGGUAUUGGCGUUGUUUCGGUACUAUACGUUGAGCUUUGUCGAUGUUUGCAAGGGCGGCACUGUGAUG
Molecule: messenger RNA, 4302 nt
Organism: Amyelois transitella
Lineage: Eukaryota; Metazoa; Arthropoda; Insecta; Lepidoptera; Pyralidae
Gene: smog
Product: G-protein coupled receptor 179
Exons: 10
Coding region: 76-2013 (645 amino acids)
Biological process (GO): G protein-coupled receptor signaling pathway
Cellular component (GO): membrane
Molecular function (GO): G protein-coupled receptor activity
Source: RefSeq, a predicted model, not a curated record